Messenger RNA from Fusarium mangiferae, 3627 nucleotides. RefSeq lists its product as uncharacterized. Lineage: Eukaryota; Fungi; Ascomycota; Sordariomycetes; Hypocreales; Nectriaceae. The record is from RefSeq and is a predicted model, not a curated record. The transcript has 2 exons. Gene Ontology annotation, molecular function: nucleic acid binding; RNA-DNA hybrid ribonuclease activity. Bases 1 to 3627 code for a protein of 1208 amino acids.
AUGAAAUGGAGGAGCCCGAGCAUCCUAGACCAGGCUCACCGCGAAAGCGUCGAAUUGUACUCAUCACUCGUCCUCAUGACCAGGAAUAGAUACUCGCAGACACGAAAGAACGACAGGAAGCCGCUCAGGAUAUUCCAGGCCAACGUCGGCAAGAUCCCUCCGGCUCACGAUUGCGCCCUAGUACUGGCUGACUCGGAAAAAUAUGACAUCGUACUCCUGCAGGAACCAUGGACAGCUCAUACGAAAACUCGGUGUCUGACCAAAACGCAUCCGGCAUACGACACAUUCACGCCCGUGGACAUGUGGAACAUACGUUGCCUCGUCGCUGGCGACUUUAAUGCUAGACAUCGAAGCUGGCAGUCAGGCCAGACUACGGACCGCGGCCAAGAGAUCGCAGGCUGGGCGUCAGAGAACGACCUCGAUCUCCUCAAUACUCCCGAUAUCCCGACAAAUCCGCAUGGCAACACGAUUGACCUUGCCUUCACUAAUAUGCCACUGGCCGAAGCCACUGUGGAGGACCAUCUAGCGACCAGCUCUGACCAUUUUACGCUCAGUCUGACCGUCCCUGACAUCAAGCCCACCCCGUCACAGCCGGGCAAGAUCCGGGUGACAACAGAAGAUGAGCUAAAACGAUUCGUUGAGAUCGUAGAACUUGGAGCCACAGACAUUCCGCUCGCAGACUCGACGCCCGCGGAGCUGGACAAUCUUGCGACUUCACUUGUAAAUCUACUAACAUCGGCAGCAAAAGCAGCGGGCCGACCCUCACGGAAAGGGGGGCGCCCAGCCCCCUGGUGGACAGAGGAGUGUGCCGGUGCUGCGGCUACAUUCCGGGCCAUCAGAAGGAACUACCCCCUCGGCUUCAACCAGGAUGUCCAGAUGGCCAAGAGAGACCUCUAUCGUGUGGUCCGUCGAGCGAAGAGAAAGUAUUGGCAGGAACUCAUCGAUAGCUUUUCCAGCAGCAGUGCUCUCUUCAAAACCGUCCGGUGGCUGAAAUCUCCAGGGCCCUUCCAACCGCCUCCCCUGCAGGUGGACGACAUUGUAUACGAAACUCAGGUGGACAAGGCGAGCGCACUCCGCAGAGCUUUACUAGAACGCCGAACUCUAGAUGAUGAUACUGCAGACCCCUGGACAUCCGUCUCUCCCCCUAGAUCGAUCACAUUCUCGCCGGAAGUUCCCCUAGACGAAGCACAGUAUGCGACCAUCCAUACAGGUAAUACCUCUCCGGGGGCAGAUAAUAUCACCGUCAAUCUUCUCAAAGCCGUGUGGCACGUCGUCGGAACGCACAUCCGUCGCUUGUUUGAAAGAUCCCUCUCCACAGGCCAUCAUCCAAAACCGUUCAAGGAGGCAGAAGUGGUCAUGAUCGCGAAGCCUGGUCGACGAGACCUCACAAAGCCAGGGGCCUGGCGACCCAUCUCCUUGCUCUCCUGUCUCGGCAAGGGGCUGGAAAGACUGAUCGCUCGCCGUUUGGCGUGGGCAGCUGUUUACUAUGGCGUCCUUCAUCCACAACAGGCGGGCGCUCUCCCCAAAAGGUCGGCAACAGACCUGGUGACCGCCUUAGUCCACGAUAUCGAAGAAGCAUUCGCACGCAAGAAGGUGGCCACCCUGGUCACGAUGGAUAUCCAAGGUGCCUUCGACACCGUCAUGCGCAACAGACUAGUCUUGCGUCUCCGUGAACAGGGCUGGCCCGACCAUCUCGCCAGAUGGGCCGAGUCCUUCACGAAGGAUCGUUCAGCCCGCGUGAGGUAUCAAGACACCCUCACGCCCUUCGCUCCUCUCCAGUGUGGCCUGCCUCAAGGCUCACCAGUAUCGCCCAUCCUCUUCCUGCUCUACACUGAGCCAAUCUACCGACUAGGCAACCCCCAGGGCCGCUUCGGCUACGCAGACGACACGGCUAUCCUUUCUAUAGGCGACACAAUAGAUGAAACCACUGCAACGGCCUCCAGCUCCAUCGGUGAGAUGGUUCGAUGGGGUGCAGCAAAUGGCGUCUCGUUUGACCCGAAAAAGACCGAAGUCAUGCACUUCUCCCGCAGCAAACYCAGGRYCWCGCCGGCUAUACGCCACGGCGAUGUCGAGAAGCACCCCGAGUCAGCCCUACGCUGGCUCGGCAUCUGGCUUGACAGCAGGCUAUCGUUCCGCGUUCACGUCGAAAAGUGGGCGGCCAAGGCGCAUGCCGUCGCCUAUCAUCUACGGGGUCUCGCCAACACGAUACACGGCCCUCUCCCGAGCGCCGUGCGAAGUGCCGUCAUGGCUUGUGUCGAGCCGGUACUACUGCAUGGAUCGGAAGCCUGGUACCCGGGCACCACCAGACCGCGAUGGAGUCAGCCUAACAGAGACACGCCAUCGAGCAAUCAACAUCUCAUACAAAGAAUGAACAAGGCCUUACACCAGUCGAUGAGAGCUAUACUGCCCGUCUGGAAAACGACGCCCAYCACCAUCCUCCACCACGAGAGCGGGAUACCGCCAGUUGAUCAGCUCUUGGGAAAACGGCGAUGGAGAUUCUCCGCGCGGCUCAAAUCACUCGACGACGCCCAUCCUCUUGUGCGGCGAACGUUGCCACCGCGCCAACCUACCUACCACGAUCUCAUCAAGCAAAGGUAUCAAGAGGCAGAAAGUGGCUUUAGAACUCGUCUCCGACGUACAGAUGAGCUUUUGACAUCCUGCACCCGUCCUAAGCUCCUCCAGAAACGCUUCCAACAGGAAGAGAUACCACCGUUGCAAACAGCAUCAAAGGAGAAGACAGCCAAGACCUUCCUCCGCUGGGUCAACUCACUCGACGCGCUCACCUUGAUCGUCUACUCGGACGGCUCUCUAUCCGAGACAGGAGUCGCCAGCUACUGCUUCACCAUUCACCAGGACAACUUACCUAUCUUUGACGGAUCAGGCCGCCUCGGACCGGCUGAGGUCUUUGAUGCUGAAGCCAGAGGGGCAUUAGAGGGCCUAAAAGCAGCCCUGAAUCUGCGAAAAUCAGUAACGCAAAGCAUAAUCAUAUGCCUAGACAACCUCGCGGCAGCUUCAUGCUUGCAAGGCAUACCAUCCGACUCUUCCCAAGACGUCUUCCUCGAGUUUCAGGCUCUAGCGGCAUCGCAUGGGAACACACACGUACGCUGGGUGCCAGGACAUACUGGCAUCCCUGGCAAUGAACAGGCCGAUCGACUGGCAAAAGCAGCGUCUUCACUUCCCGAGCCCGAGGGUGCUCGCCCAACACUGGCCUACCUGCGAAGGAUGGCAAGACAAAAACCGAAAAACACAUUCGAGGCAUGGUGGUCGACCGCCGCUCCCGAGCAGUACAAGAGACUCAGUCUCAAGGCGACCACAGGCUGCCCGCCGGAGCUGUCGCUCCCGCGAGCAGCUUUGCACCAUCUGCUGGCAGCGAGGUCCCUUCACGGGGACUUCGCCGCGUAUCACGAGAGGUUCGACCACGGCGAUGCACGCCUGGACUGCUCAUGCGGCCGACGCAAAGCACCGGAUCACAUCUUCUACUGCAGAAAGGUACUGCCGCGCCAUCGGAUCAGGCUCACACCUUCACCGAAUGCAGCAGUCAACCUUGCAAUAGGAAGUGAAUUCAACAAAUUUGUCGACUUGUCCAAGAACAGCGUGUUCUUUGGAAAGAUCUGCCCUCGCUAUUGA